AUCAAACCCCACGACAGCGUAUGUGGAUUGUGCCACGAGGGCUCCUGCAGCAUAAAACUACCAUAACCAUCCCAGCCACUGUCUUGUGAAUGAAACUGUUGGUAAUAUCUCCUGUCACGCUGGACCAACUCCAUUCCAUUUGACCAGUGCAGAGAUUUUCACUAUAACUGUGUAUGGUCUCCCUCUAGCCCCUGGUGAACUAGAGGUGUCAGGAGACGUCCCUCACCAGUUUAGGCUCAGCUGGAGUCCUCCCUUCACUCUGCAAGGAGAGACUGUCUUCUACUCUCUGGUGGUCACAGACCUGGACACUGGCUCCAGACAGACCCUGGGUCCCCUCUCUGACACUGCCUACACCCACCAGGUGUCACAGACCCAGGCCCUGGAUUGCCACGUCUUUCUCUUCUCUGUCUUCUCCCUCAACAAAGUUGGUCUCUCCAUCAACUCCUCAUCUGCUCCUCCUGCCAUCCAUCCCUCUGUCCCCAGGUCAACUCGAACUCAAUAAAAACUGAAGUUACCCACAAUGACAGCAUACGCUCAUGAGAAAAGCGCUGUGUACAUCACUCAUAAUAUUAAAGCAACAUUGUCUUGCCGUCCCACAAUACUACGCUGUAUUGAUUUCCAAAUGUUUCCAAAUUAUGGAUGAUGAGCUAACAGAUGUAGGGUAGUGGCACACCUAUAUUGUCACCACAUCAGUCAAUGGCUCAGACAUUAUUGAGGCUGCAGGUCUGAGAGAGAACGACUCGCUACUCUUCUGUCCGACUCUCUAGCACAGCAUCACUUCCAGUUCGCUAUUGACGACCCAGUGAGAUCUGAUGGAGAUCUCAUUGUCACCUCGAGGACUCAGUCUGUGCAGUCUAUUAUUAGGAGACUGGGACUGUGAGGCUCACUGAUGCUCUUGCCUCUGUUAUCACUCUCUCUCCCCUGGUUGUCUUGUCUCCAUGUCCCUAUAGUGAAGUUCUGCUAGCCACUAAUAUCAUGUGCGCAUCACAGGAGUACAGAAGUCCUGGAGGUUGUGCGAUCCCUUUUCAUUAAAGGACUUCCAUCAUUUGUGGAGGGCAGGGAUUUGAACAUGGACGAUCCAUUGGUCAUCACUGGCUCUAUUUCAUCUGUUCCCCCAAAGGUUAUGGGACUUAUCGUAGACUUUAGUUGUGAUUUGAACCAGAAGGAUGAUGUUGAGCUACAGAUCAGCUGGGUGUAUGGAAUGAGGCAGGUGGGAGUAGAGUAUCCCGGGGAGACUAGAGUCAGACUGGAGCUGAGUCCUGGGGGCACUGUCUGUUCUGAUGUGACAGCUAGUGAUACCAGUUGUACUGUGCUCAUCCCCAGAGGUGUCUAUGACAUCACUCUCACUCAGACCAAUGACAUCGGCUCUACUGUGGAGCAUCUCGACACGGUUGACGUACGAGCAUUGGUUGUUGAUCAAGCUUUUCUGAGAUUGAACACAGAACUGGUACUCGUUGUGAAUGUAAGAGCGAACGCUCGCUGUCCAGAGACAGCUGGUUCUCUGAUGAUGGUCACAUUUGGUGCAACAUCAGUGGCUGGUAGAGAUUGUGACGGUCAAUGGAAUUCCAGUGAAAAGAUCAUUUCGUCAGGAGAAUCUGUCUCCUUCUAUGCGGACACUGACACCAUCUCCUUGACAUCUGAUGAGACCUUUUGCUUUAUUGUGAGUAUUGAUAGAGUACCAGGUGAGUCAAAAAGUGAAGUUGACAGCGUCAUUAAUAUUAAAUAUUUCUUAGUUAUAUUUGGAACAACAGCAAAGGACGAUUUUCUAUCCACCCCCACAAGAGACACUGAAUGUGGGGACACCAAUGUGUUUGUUGACGGAGCAGCUGGAGGUUUUACAGUGGCUGCUUCGGUGCUGGUGGUGCUAUUGGUGGGUCUGCUUCUUGGCUGUAGCGGGAUGUGGUUCCUAAUGAGGCAAGGUAGUUGCUGCAAAAGAGGAAUCUCUGUUGACCGACAUGAGAAAGAGCUAGCCGCCAUAUAUGAUGAGCCAGCAGCAGUGGGAGGAGCUAUUUGCAUGUCGGAAAACCAGGCUUAUGGCCAGGUUUCACCAUGCAAUAGAAACUAAAAGCUAUAUGUAUCAGGACAUACAAGAUGGCUAUAACUCAUAUCAGACAAUGUUGUGUAACUCUGCAAUACAUAGAGCAUAAGGCAGUUAUUAUUGUGUA
This is a messenger RNA of Geodia barretti, 2165 nucleotides long. The record is from the annotation of a GenBank genome assembly. NCBI's taxonomy places the organism in Eukaryota, Metazoa, Porifera, Demospongiae, Tetractinellida, Geodiidae.